Papaver somniferum (opium poppy) is the source of this 762-nucleotide messenger RNA. RefSeq names its product probable 2-oxoglutarate/Fe(II)-dependent dioxygenase. Bases 1 to 762 code for a protein of 253 amino acids. The transcript is spliced from 4 exons. The record is from RefSeq and is a predicted model, not a curated record. NCBI's taxonomy places the organism in Eukaryota, Viridiplantae, Streptophyta, Magnoliopsida, Ranunculales, Papaveraceae.
AUGACUGCAGUACAACAAGUUACUAUACCCGUCAUAGAUUUCUCAUUCCUCACUUCCGGUUCUCCUGAUCAACGGUCAAAAGUCAUUGAAGAUCUUCGAAAUGCAUGUCAAGAUUGGGGAUUCUUCAUGGUGAUGAAUCAUGGAGUUCCUGUAAGUUUGAAGAAGGAAUUGAUGGAUUCAUGUAAGGAUUUCUUCGACUUGAGCCCAGAAGAAAAGUCAGCUUAUCGUGGAAAUCACGUAAUUUGGACCCACGUAAUUUGGACCAUGGAUGGAACUGAUAAUAUGUUGGACCACAAUAUUCCUGCGGCCGAGAGUGUCUCAUUUUGGAGGGAUCAACUUAAGGUGUGGGUGCAUCCAAUUUUUGAUUCCCCUCCUAAACCAGAGGGACUGAGUAAGAUCUUAUGUGAGUAUACCAAAAGAACUAGAGAAAUAACGAAAGAAUUGUUGAAAGCCAUAAUGGAGGGGCUAGAAUUUGAGGAAGAUGAGAUAGAAAUGUCAUUAAAACAAAAAUCUGGGGCUCAAAUAUUUUCCGCCAAUCAAUACCCUCCUUGUCCACAACCAGAACUUGCCAUUGGUUUGCCACCCCAUACCGAUAACGGCAUUCUAACUCUACUCGUUCAGAACGACAUUGGUGGAUUACAAAUCAAGAACAGGGGAAAUGGGAGUAACAAUGUCGUUCUGAACGAGUUGAUUAUUCUAACUCUACUCGUUCAGAACGACAUUGGUGGAUUACAAAUCAAGAACUGGGGGAAAUGGGAGUAA